AUGGAAGAAAACAAGGAAUACCAGCUAGAUUAUGAGUCAGAGAAAAUGGAAAUCUCAAGAUUGUCACAGUCAAAGAGGAACAUUAUCAGUUUGAACAUGGACCUUGAAAGGGAUAUGCAGAGAAUAGAUGAAGCAAAUCAGGAACUGCUUUUCAAAAUCCAUGAGAAAGAAGAUGAGAUUCAGAGACUGGAAAGUGAGAUCACUCAGACGGGGGACCUGGCAGAAGAUGAGGAGUGGGAGAAGGAGAACUGUACCACCAUGGAAAGGGAAAGAGCCUUGCAGGAGCUGGAAGAAGAAACAACCAGACUUGACAGGAAGAAUAAGACUCUGGUCCACAGUAUAACAGAACUUCAGAGAAAGCUUACAAGGAGAUCACAAAAGGUAACCAAGUGUGGACAAGACAACCUAGAUGGAAUCUCAGAAGAGUCCAAGGUUAAGUUACAACAGCUGGAAGCUGCCUGUGCAGACCAAGAGAAGGAGCUGGUCAAGAUAAUGAAGGACUGUGCAUUUGUGAGCCAGCUCUGUGAGGAUCAAGCCCUCUGCAUAAAGAAGUACCAGGAAACUCUGAGGAAGGUGGAAGAAGAACUAGAGACUCGGUUCCUCGAGAGAGAAGUGUCAAAAGUCUUGAGCAUGAAGUCUGCAGGAGAAGAGCAUAACAGCCAAAACAGUGAGAGUAAUUCUAUCCCAAAGAAAGCAAUACUGUUUGGUAAAAGGAUUUUUCGCUAUUUCUUUUUCACCACCCUAUUUUUCUUCAGACUGCUGGUCUACAUGUUUUUCCAUUUAAGUUUUAUAAAUCCAGAUCUCUUCAUCAACGUACUGCCCAAGAUACUGAGCAGGGGCAUUUUGUGGAAGCUAAGAUGCUUCUUCUUUCCAUUUCUUACACUUGAGACAGAGGACAUGUUACCCCAUUGA
Galeopterus variegatus (Sunda flying lemur) is the source of this 912-nucleotide messenger RNA. RefSeq names its product transmembrane and coiled-coil domains 5A (gene TMCO5A). The transcript is spliced from 11 exons. Bases 1 to 912 code for a protein of 303 amino acids. The record is from RefSeq and is a predicted model, not a curated record. Lineage: Eukaryota; Metazoa; Chordata; Mammalia; Dermoptera; Cynocephalidae.